Penicillium manginii is the source of this 633-nucleotide messenger RNA. RefSeq lists its product as uncharacterized. The coding region runs from base 1 to 633 and encodes 210 amino acids. The record is from RefSeq and is a predicted model, not a curated record. Lineage: Eukaryota; Fungi; Ascomycota; Eurotiomycetes; Eurotiales; Aspergillaceae. The transcript has 4 exons.
AUGGCAGCUCCGACUUCAACCCCACCAAUAAGUGACCCUCCCACGCCAAACGACGAUGACAGUCCCGGCAGCAUACACUCAAUCUACCCGACUCUACUCGACGAACAAGAAGACCCACUAGAAGAAGGAGUCACAGAUAAUAUAGUGGCGCUAUCUGCACAAUACGCCAGUGUUCGCACACAUGAACCUACGAACCGGGAACAUGGAAAGAAACAAAAGAAGGGCCCGAUCGCUGGAGAAUCGAUUACUAGACUAAGAAGUUACGCGCGCGUAAUGCGCCGAAGGGAGUGGCGCGCCUGUUGGCACGGAGUAUUACUGGUUGAUUAUUGGACAUCAGCAUGUGCGCAAACUCGACGCGAAUUGCUACCAACUACGCCUAACAGGAUCGAGUAUAAAUUGGCGCAUAAAUCGGUGACAUCGCCUCUUGGUCGAUUCCCACGGUGCGGGAGCAGCGGGAGCGCGAAGUUGAAAUACUACGGGAUGUGCGGCGUCGAGUGCAUGGUCUUCCGCCUGGUCCAGGUGGAGCAGAAGGAGAAGGGACAAUUGAGACUCGACUCGUUGUUUAAGCCGAUUGUCGGACCGGAUACUGUGUCAGAAAAGAAACCAGUGUCCGCGAAGAGAAAAUGCGCAUAG